CAAGGUCAAGUACGUGGACAAGAUCCACAUCGGCCAUUUUGAGAUCGACGCCUGGUACUUCUCGCCCUUCCCGGAGGAUUAUGGGAAGCAGCCGAAGCUCUGGAUCUGCGAGUUCUGCCUCAAGUACAUGAAGCUGGAGCGCUCCUACCGGCUGCACCUGGGCCAGUGCCAGUGGCGACAACCGCCGGGCCGGGAGAUCUACCGGAAGGGCAACAUCUCCGUGUACGAGGUGGACGGGAAGGACCACAAGAUCUACUGCCAGAACCUCUGCCUGUUGGCCAAGCUCUUCCUGGACCACAAGACCCUCUACUUCGACGUGGAGCCCUUCGUCUUCUACCUCCUCACCGAGGUCGACCGCCAGGGCGCCCACAUCGUCGGCUACUUCUCCAAG
Molecule: messenger RNA, 391 nt
Organism: Tinamus guttatus (white-throated tinamou)
Lineage: Eukaryota; Metazoa; Chordata; Aves; Tinamiformes; Tinamidae
Source: RefSeq, a predicted model, not a curated record